GAGGAAGAGCUGCCAUCCGGAUCCUGUGCCCAAAAUCUCAAUAGUCUGCUCUGUAGGCUGUACCACGCCAAGACCUUGAACCCCCUGAGGCUUAUCUUAUCUUAUCAUAACUUAUCUUGUCAUCACUCCACAGGGUCAUCCUACCCCGCCAUCUCUCACCCUCAUCUCAAUUCCCGUCUCACCCUCAUCCCAGAACCUCACAGAAUACCAACCAAUCACUAUGCGGUUAAUAAAAAAAUCAAUAGAGCGCGACAUGUCCGGCUUAGUAACUCUCUACCCCGAGGAGCCUGAGGAUAUGGUGCUACUCCCUCCCCCCGUCCCUAGCUUCACUGAAGAGAGCUAACGAAAAACAGUGGCACGCCUUCAACCUCAUCCGCCCAAACGAUAUCGUGAGAGCCCCCGCCGUCCGCCGGGUAACCACCGAGUCCCGCACCGGUUCGACAAAUAGCCAACGCGUGCACACGACCCUUACCGUAUCCGUACGGAAAAUCGACUUCGAUGCACAGGCCGGGCAGUUACAUAUCAACGGGCAGGUGACGGAGGAGAAUAAGAUUGUUAGCGUUGGCGCGUUUCACACCCUGGACUUGGAGCUACACCGGAAUUUUACUCUUAUUAAAAGCGAGUGGGACUCUGUUACGCUGGGGGUUGUCAAGGAGGCUUGUGAUGCCGGGGAAAGGGCAGAGAUUGGAGCUGUGGUUUUGCAGGAAGGUUUGUUUGUAGGGGAGGGAGGGGAGCUAUGGUUGGCUGAUUUGGGGGGGAAUAGGCUUUGCAAAUGUUUGCUUUAUUACGGAGUAUAUGACCGUUCUGCGGCAGAGGAUUGAGGUUCCGGUUCCAAGGAAGAGGGUUGGGUCAACGACUAGUUAUGAGAAAGUGAUUUUUACCCUCCCCAUCAUGUGUCUCCUUGCUAAGCGCGACCAGGGCCUCCAAAAAUUCUACGACAUAGUCUACCAAUCCAUCACCCGACAUUUCGACUUCAGCGCCCUAAAGGUCAUCCUCCUCGCCUCCCCGGGGUUUGUUGCCGACGGGCUAAAAGACUACAUAUUCCUAACCGCCCUGCAAACCGACUACAAACCCAUCCUCCAUUCAAAAAAGAAAUUCGUCACGGUCCACUGCUCAACAGGCCAUAUCCACUCCCUCAAUGAGGUACUAAAGUCGCCGGAAGUCGCCGCGACACUAGCAGAUACCAAAUUUGCCAAAGAGACGAAGGCGAUGGAAAAUUUCUUCGAGAUGAUGGAGAAAGACGAGUUUCGAGCAUGGUAUGGACCGAAGGAGGUCGAGAGAGCAGUGGAUAAAGGUGCUGUAGGAACGCUUCUGGUUAGCAAUAGUCUGUUUAGAAGUAACAAUGUCGCCGAAAGGAGGAAGUAUGUGCGGAUGGUGGAGGAGGUCAGAAAGGGCGGGGGUACGUCGUUGGUAUUGAGCAGUAUUCAUGAGAGUGGGGUAAGACUCGACGGGCUUGGUGGGAUAGCUGCCAUCUUAACCUUCCCACUGCACGACCUUGAUGAAAGUGAUACGGAGGAAGAGGAGACGGGAGGGGGGGACGAGAAGGGGAAAUGGGAGGAAAAAGUAGCAGCAUAGAAGAGGUUUAUAAUAAUGCCAUGUCCG
Messenger RNA from Tuber aestivum (summer truffle), 1602 nucleotides. The record is from the annotation of a GenBank genome assembly. NCBI's taxonomy places the organism in Eukaryota, Fungi, Ascomycota, Pezizomycetes, Pezizales, Tuberaceae.